Messenger RNA from Anopheles maculipalpis, 1069 nucleotides. RefSeq names its product serine incorporator 1-like. The transcript has 4 exons. Bases 1 to 1068 code for a protein of 355 amino acids. The record is from RefSeq and is a predicted model, not a curated record. Gene Ontology annotation, cellular component: membrane. NCBI's taxonomy places the organism in Eukaryota, Metazoa, Arthropoda, Insecta, Diptera, Culicidae.
AUGCGCUUAUAUCUGGCUGUGUAUCGUAUCUGCUUCGCACUGGUUUGCUUCUUCGCUCUAUGGGCAGUAAUGAUGAUUGGGGUGCGUUCGUCCAAGGAUGGACGUGCUGCACUGCAGAAUGGUUUCUGGGGCAUCAAGUUCAUGAUCGUCAUCGGCAUUGCGAUCGGUGCGUUCUUCAUCCCAGAGACAGGGUUCGGGCCGACCUGGAUGUGGGUCGGUAUGAUUGGUGGGUUCGCGUUCAUUUUGGUGCAGCUGGUUUACAUUAUCGACUUUGCGCAUAACUGGGCUGAAGCUUGGGUGAGCAACUACGAGGAGGACGAAUCGCGUGGAUGGUUUGCGGCACUUUGCUGUGCCACCGGUGUGCAGUACGUGCUGUCGCUGACCGGUGUUGUGCUGCUGUUUGUGUACUACACCCAGUCGGAUGAUUGCGCGCUGAAUAAGUUCUUCAUCAUCUUCAAUCUGAUUCUGUGCAUCGCUGUGAGCAUUCUGUCGAUCUCGCCGAGCGUGCAGGAGGUUCAACCCAAGUCGGGACUGCUGCAAAGUUCCAUGGUGACGCUGUACACGAUCUAUCUGACCUGGUCGGCCGUUGCCAACAAUCCGGACGCCGAAUGUAAUCCCGGAUUUUUGGGCAUCAUUGGGGAAAAGUCGAGCAAGGUGCAUUUCGACAAAACGAGUAUCGUCGGCCUGAUCAUCUGGCUGCUGUGCAUCCUCUACUCUUCCAUGCGCUCGGCCAGCAACGUUUCGCAGUUUUCCGAUCCGGAAAAGCAAGAUCUUACAGCAACUCUUAGCGACGAUGGUUCGAGCGGUGCCCGUGGCAGCGAGGUACGAGACAACGAGGAGGAAGCCGUCGCAUACAAUUGGUCCCUGUUCCAUAUUGUUUUCAUAACGGCCACCCUGUACGUGAUGAUGACGCUUACCAACUGGUAUCAGCCAAACUCUUCCCUCGACACGCUGAACGCGAAUGCUGCUUCCAUGUGGGUAAAGAUGGUCUCGAGCUGGAUGUGCGUGGCACUGUACGGAUGGACUAUGGUCGCUCCGAUGGUACUUACCGACCGUGAAUUCAACUAAG